Molecule: messenger RNA, 1085 nt
Organism: Laetiporus sulphureus 93-53
Lineage: Eukaryota; Fungi; Basidiomycota; Agaricomycetes; Polyporales; Laetiporaceae
Exons: 8
Coding region: 191-922 (243 amino acids)
Biological process (GO): cytokinin biosynthetic process
Cellular component (GO): cytosol
Molecular function (GO): hydrolase activity, hydrolyzing N-glycosyl compounds
Source: RefSeq, a predicted model, not a curated record
CAAAUAUAGUGACAGGCAUGAUAACAAGUGAAUCAGCAUUACAACGAACGGGACCGCUGCAAAUCAACUGCUCCACUUAUCGCGCUCACUGAGCCAUUGAAACACACUCGUAAAUCGGUACAGCUUAAUAACACAGAGUUGAAUUCCGAUCUUCAAAGUUCACAAACCCAGUAAUUACAUUUAGAGAAGAAUGCAACCUCCAAUAACCCGAGCAGUAGCAGUAUACUGCGCUUCGUCCUGUGGACGCCAGCAAGCUUUCAUACAAGCAGCACGGUCUCUAGGGACAGCUCUGGCCAAAGCAAAAAGACCGCUUGUCUAUGGUGGCGGAUCGCUAGGCAUUAUGGGCGCCGUGUCUGGAGCGGCAUCGGAGGCUGGAGGUGAUGUCACCGGCAUCGUUCCGUAUGCAAUGGUCGCUGCCGGGGGCGAGGUAGAUCAAGUCGCGAAUCGACGAGGACCUGCAGUAUUGCUGAACGAGAAAGGCCGAGAAAGGGUAGAGACUAUUGUGGUUAAUUCUAUGCACGAGCGCAAGACAGAAAUGGCCAGAAAAUCAUGUGGUUUCAUCGCUCUUCCUGGUGGAUACGGUACAUUUGAGGAGGUUCUCGAGGCGAUUUGUUGGACGCAACUUGGGAUCCACGAGAAGCCCAUCAUCGUUAUGAACGUCCUGGGUUUUUUCAAUCCGCUCCGCGAACUCAUUCGUAACGGCGUAUGUGAAGGUUUCAUCGCGCCUCAAAAUGAGGCUCUCGUACAGUUCGUCGACGGCCCGUCGGAUCACAGCGCUCACGAUAGUUUCGACUGGGGAAAGGCUGCUGUAGACGCUCUGGAUUCAUGGAGGCCCGCUCCUCAGACUCAUUUCUACGACUGGACAAAGAAGAAGGGCUCAGAUGGAGAACGGACUGAUGUUGACGCGCUCGAGGCCGCUUGAGUGCAGACAAUGGUUGGCUAUCCUGCACUGCCUGACACUCGAAUUACUAAUUCGCAUAUGGGAAGCAAUACACGGACACCAUCUAGUAGUGUGUCUGAUCGAUGUUCUAGAAGCAAAUGUUCGGCAACGUCUUACUCUGUGGUAUCUAAUUAUGCUGCGAUGA